AUUUCAAUUCGAUCACCCUCACCAUUGUCCCACCUCCACUCAAAGCUCAAAACCGCGCCUUUUUCAAUAACAUUCUCUUCUACUCUUUCAAUCUCUCUCCCUUAAUCAACACCAAAAAAAAAAAAAAAAAAAAAAAAAAAUCCACCAAAAAAAAAAAAAAAAAAAAAAAAAAAAAACCAAAAACUGUUUGCGAAAACAAGAAGACCAUGAAUUUGCAGAGCGGUUUUCCGCUGCUGUUCCAACAGUACAAGGCGCUCUUCAAGAAGAAUCUCAUCCUCUCAUGGCGGAACCGGCGGGCGACCAUCAUCCAGCUCUUCUCCUCCUUAAUCUUCAUCUUCCUCAUCUACGCCAUCCAGGAGGCGAUCACAUCUCGAUUCUCUUCCACCACCAACUACAAGAGCAUCACCAAUCCCCGCCCUCUCGUCUCGCCGCCGAUCCCGCGCUGCGAGGACAAGUACUACGUCAAGCUUCCUUGCUUCGACUUCGUCUGGAGCGGAAAUGGAAGCUCGAGGGCUCGGAGCAUUGUCGACGCCAUUAGGGAGAAUAAUCCUGGAAGGCGGAUUCCCUUGGAUAAGGUCAAAUCAUUUAGAACAGCAGAUGAAGUAGAUGCUUUUCUGUUUGAUAAGCCUAUGUACUGUCCAGCAGCUUUGCAUUUCACCGAAAUAAAUGACACUGUAAUGAGCUAUGGCAUUCAGACGAAUUCAACUUCACUGUCAAAGAGAGGAAUUUAUGAAGACCCCACAUUCAAGUUCCAAAUCCCGCUUCAGAUUGCCGCAGAGCGCGAAAUUGCUAGGUCUCUGCUUGGAGUUCCAAACUUUAGCUGGCUCGCCUCGCUUAAGGAAUUUGCACACCCUGCUGUGGAAAUCGUCAACGUAAUGGACUCAAUAGGACCCACCUUUUUCCUUGCAGCUGCUAUGUUCGGAUUUGUACUUCAAAUGGGUUCUUUGAUCGCGGAGAAAGAGCUAAAACUCCGUCAGGCAAUGUCUAUGAUGGGUCUCUAUGAUUCUGCAUACUGGUUGUCGUGGCUCACGUGGGAGGGGAUUCUUACACUUAUCUCAUCACUUUUUAUUGUUCUCUUUGGCAUGUUGUUCCAGUUUGACUUCUUCUUGAACAACAGUUUUGCUGUUGUAUUUCUUGUGUUCUUUCUAUUCCAACUCAACAUGCUUGGCUUUGCCUUCAUGUGUUCUACCUUCAUAAGCAAGUCAUCUUCAUCUACAACAUUUGGUUUCUUUACAUUUAUUAUUGGCUUUCUGACCCAGCUUGUUACAGCUUUUGGUUUUCCCUACAACAGUGGCAUCUCUAAACUAUAUCAAGUUAUUUGGUCGUUUUUCUCUCCUAAUCUUUUGGCUGAAGCUCUAACUUUGCUUGCUGGUGCAACUUCCACGCCUCAAGAUCCUGGGAUUAGCUGGGAUAGACGAGAUAAGUGUGCACCAAAUGAUGAUGAAUGUGUGAUAACAAUUAAUGAUAUUUAUAUCUGGCUGGUGGCUACAUUUUUCCUCUGGUUUGUGUUGGCAGUCUACUUUGAUAACAUCUUCCCUAACGUAUCUGGUGUAAGAAAAUCGGCGUUCUACUUUUUAAAUCCUGGAUACUGGACUGGAAGAGGUGGAGGCAAAGUGUCAGAGGGGAGCAUUUGUAGUUGCUUUGGCUCAGUCCCACCAUUGGAGCAUAUCCCUCCAGAUGAUGAAGAUGUCCUUGAAGAGGAGAAUCUCGUAAAACAACAAACUAGGGAAGGUAUUGAUGAUCCAAACAUUGCAGUUCAGAUACGCGGCCUAGUGAAAACAUUUCCUGGUUCCACAAACAUUGGUUGCUGCAAAUGCAAGAAAACUUCACCUUUCCAUGCUGUCAAGGGCUUAUGGGUGAACUUUGAAAAGGAUCAAUUGUUUUGCCUACUUGGACCCAAUGGAGCAGGGAAGACCACGACAAUCAGUUGUUUGACUGGAAUCACACCGGUGACUACUGGAGAUGCAUUGAUAUAUGGGUGCUCCGCCCGAAGCUCCGUUGGCAUGUCUAACAUCCGAAAAAUGAUAGGUGUUUGUCCCCAGUUCGAUAUUCUUUGGGAUGCACUUUCUGGGAAAGAGCACCUAGAACUCUUUUCUUGCAUUAAGGGUCUACCCCCAUCUUCAAUAAAGUCGGUUGUUGAAAAGUCUCUUGCAGAGGUUAGACUCACUGAGUCUGCCAAAAUGAGAGCUGGCAGUUACAGUGGGGGAAUGAAACGUCGCCUCAGUGUUGCAAUAGCCCUUAUUGGUGAUCCGAAACUAGUCAUCUUAGAUGAACCUACUACUGGUAUGGAUCCAAUAACAAGAAGGCAUGUAUGGGACAUUAUAGAGGAUGCCAAGAGAGGGCGUGCCGUAAUCCUAACAACACAUUCAAUGGAAGAAGCUGACAUUUUAAGUGACCGCAUAGGAAUUAUGGCAAAGGGUAGGCUUCGCUGCAUUGGAACCUCAAUCAGAUUGAAAUCACGUUUUGGAACUGGUUUUGUCGCUAAUGUGAGCUUCGCUGGGUGCACCAAUGGACAAACUCCAAGCAAUGGGGAUAUAGUUGAUACAACUCAUCAUGAGGAUGUGAAGAAAUUCUUUAAACAGCAUUUGGAUGUUGUACCAAAGGAGGAGAACAAAUCCUUUUUGACUUUUGUCAUUCCUCAUGAUAGAGAGGCUCGUUUGUCGAGCUUUUUUACUGAGCUCCAAGAUAGAGAAAAGGAAUUUGGUAUAGCUGACGUUCAACUUGGUCUUACAACUCUUGAAGAAGUUUUCUUGAACAUCGCAAGGCAGGCGGAUCUAGAAAGUGCCGCCGCUGAGGGCAGGUUGGUUCCUCUCACUUUGACAACAUCUGGAGUUUCGGUUGAGAUACCAGUAGGAGCUCAAUUCGUGGCAAUUCCGGGAACCGAAAGUGCAGAGAAUCCUAGAGGGAUUAUGGUAGAAGUAUACUGGGAACAGGAUGAGAUGGGGGGUCUUUGCAUCUCCGGUCACUCGGAAGAAACUCCGGUACCUCCCAACAUCGGACCGGUGGCAACUUCUGCACCCGCUCCACGCAGGAAUCUCUUAGGCCGGGCAGGACUUGUUCCUGGAGUUGUGCUUGAUCCCAAUCAAAUCAUCAACAACAAUUCUCAAAAUUGAUGCAAUUACGUGCCUGCAAAUUCAUAGAGGUUCCAAUUGUUGUAUGCAGCUUGUUCAUUUAUUAGAUACUAGUUUUGGAACACAACGAUCAUUUGCUUAUUGUUUGAGACGUUGAUAAUUUUUUGUGUUGCGGUUAUAUUAUAAAUAUAUAUUUUUUUAUUAUGUACAUA
Morus notabilis is the source of this 3283-nucleotide messenger RNA. RefSeq names its product ABC transporter A family member 2. The coding region runs from base 207 to 3113 and encodes 968 amino acids. Gene Ontology annotation, biological process: lipid transport; transmembrane transport. Gene Ontology annotation, cellular component: membrane; intracellular membrane-bounded organelle. The record is from RefSeq and is a predicted model, not a curated record. NCBI's taxonomy places the organism in Eukaryota, Viridiplantae, Streptophyta, Magnoliopsida, Rosales, Moraceae. Gene Ontology annotation, molecular function: ATP binding; ABC-type transporter activity; lipid carrier activity. The transcript is spliced from 16 exons.